Messenger RNA from Lachancea sp. 'fantastica', 231 nucleotides. The record is from the annotation of a GenBank genome assembly. Lineage: Eukaryota; Fungi; Ascomycota; Saccharomycetes; Saccharomycetales; Saccharomycetaceae.
AUGGUUGACCCGUGUAAGCCUCAAGCGUGUGCUAUUCAAGCCUGUUUGACGAAAACUGGAUUUGACGAAAGUAAGUGUACGCAAGUGAUCGACCAGCUUUACGAAUGCUGUACAAAGUUCUACCAAGAGAAAGGUGGGGAUGCCCGUACACCUUGCUGUCCCAUCCCCAGGCUGUUGAACCUUAAGCUCGAACAACGCAAUAAGGAGCCCUUGGACGCAAGGCUUCUAUGA